Molecule: messenger RNA, 414 nt
Organism: Dentiscutata erythropus
Lineage: Eukaryota; Fungi; Glomeromycota; Glomeromycetes; Diversisporales; Gigasporaceae
Source: the annotation of a GenBank genome assembly
AUGAAAAAAAUAUUUGAGUCUCGAGAAAUAAAAACUCAUGUCCAAAGAAAACAUAGCGAUUUGCUUAUAUAUAUUUGUAAUUUACCUGAUCAACAAAUAUUUGAUGCGUCUUCUCUUUUUCAAACAAUAGUCUAUACUCAGGGAAAUCAUCAAGGAGAGCUAAUUUCUGCCUAUUUGCAAAAAAAGGCUCAAGAUUUUAUUAGUGAUAGUCUUUAUAAAUUAGAUAAUAGUCUUUGUACACUAAAGCUACAAAAUAAAAACUUGAAACAAGAGAACAAUCAAUUUAAAAAAUAUAAAAGUACAACAAGUACUCAAAUUUGCACACUUUCUAUACAAUUAGCAAGAGCAAAACAAGCAAAACAAAGACAAAUUUCAAAAAUUCGAGCUGCUAUUCAUAAAGCAAAGCAAAUUUAA